UUGACUUUCACAUCAUCGCUUUGAGAUGCCGGCAUGCAAAUUUAAUCUUGAGAGGGAUCCGCCGGUGUAUAUGUGUGGCGAAAAAGUGGUCGGUUAUGUAGAAGUGACAUUUGUCAAGGAUAGAUUACUCGAAGAUAUACGCAUAAUUUUUCGUGGCAUGGCUACAGUAAGUUGGGUUGACACCAUGACACGUUUUCCCAAAUUGUAUUCCGGUGAGGAGACAUAUAUGGAAAUGGAAACGAUCGUCUUUCAAGGUGGUCCCCUACUGGCCGACACAUAUAGAUACAAUUUUUACUUUCAUGUACCGGAUGUCUGCCCAACCACUUGUACUACCGAUAUUGGUAAAAUUUUUUGUGAAUUAAUAGUACUUGUGAGUUUCGAGAAUGAGGGCAAGAGUAAGUUCCCCACCGAAAUUAUGGUGAUCCAAACGUUCGAUAUUGAAAAAGUACCAAAUGCAAUGCUGCCAGUCGAAUGCAGUGAUGAAAUGUUUUUCUGCUGUUGGCCUUGUGCUGCCGGUCCAGUCGCCGUGUAUUUGAAAUCAGCACGUUAUGCCUAUAUACCCGGCAAUACCAUCGAGUUCAGCAUUGGACUGACAAACAAGUCGAAACGUUUUAAAUUUCGCACUACUCUGACCACUUACCUCAUACAGAUUUACAAAUACAUCGCAGAGGAACCACGCCAUCGUUCGCGUUACAUAUCGUAUAUCUUGAAUAGCGUGAAAAAGCAUAUAAUUGUGGAGUCGGGGGAUAUAGCUGUACUGGACGAUCAAUUCUCUGUGCCACCUCUACCACCGUCCACCCAGGGUAAUCACAUAAUAUCCAUUAAAUACGAACUCCGUCUGGAGAUACGUAUCAAUGCGGUCUCACGUUCAACGACGAGUUUGGACCUACCCAUCGUGAUAGGUACAAGCGUGGAAAGUGCAGCAGCGCAUACUGUGUUAGUGAAUAAAUGAAAAAAACAAUUUUCCUCUAGAUAGGGAGGCAAAGAAGUAGGCGCUGGUAGUACAUACGAGUACAUACAUACAUACUUAUUUGGUAUGCUUCACGCCCACUGUCAGUGCUUUCGCUAUAUAUAU
Anastrepha ludens (Mexican fruit fly) is the source of this 1075-nucleotide messenger RNA. RefSeq names its product arrestin domain-containing protein 3-like. Lineage: Eukaryota; Metazoa; Arthropoda; Insecta; Diptera; Tephritidae. Gene Ontology annotation, cellular component: cytoplasm. Bases 26 to 952 code for a protein of 308 amino acids. Gene Ontology annotation, biological process: protein transport. The transcript is spliced from 3 exons. The record is from RefSeq and is a predicted model, not a curated record.